GCUUGUCAAGACUGAACAAUGCUUCGCAAGGGUAUCACAGAGAGCUUUGGAGCUGCGAUCCAUGCCCUCAACACCUCACAGCUGACAGAUGGUGUGAUUAACAGGAGCAAAAGGAUGAUGCUGGACACCCUCGGUGUCGGACUAUUAGGAACUAGAACAGCUGUCUUCAAUAAGGCUCUGAAGUACAGUCAGUUGUUCACAUCGCAGGAAAGGAGCAGCGUUUGGGGUAAAUCGGACAUAAUCCUGCCUCCUCAUUACGCUGCAUUUGUUAAUGGCAUCGCAGUUCACUCCAUGGACUUUGAUGACACUUGGCACCCUGCGACUCAUCCCUCGGGCGCCGUCCUACCUGCACUGCUGGCCCUGGCAGAGACACUUCCCAGCCAGCCCUCUGGUUUAGAUCUCCUGCUAGCCUUCAAUGUUGGCAUUGAGGUUCAGGGCAGACUGAUGAGGUUCUCCAAAGAAGCCUACAACAUCCCUAAAAGAUUCCACCCUCCCACUGUUGUUGGAGUGAUGGGCAGCGCUGCAGCCUCGGCUAAGCUCCUCGGUCUGUCCCCUGAACAGUGCAGUCAUGCUCUUGCUAUAGCAGCCUCCUCUGCCGGGGCGCCUUUAGCCAACGCUGCCACACCGACCAAACCUCUCCACAUUGGAAACGCUGCUCGGAGAGGCCUAGAGGCCGCUCGGCUGGCCCAGAUAGGACUGAAGGGAAAUCCAGCCAUACUGGAUUUGGACAGUGGGCUUGGGGUUUACUACAAAGACUACAGUCCCUCUGCUAUGGCGGAUUCUGCUGUGAGAGCAUAUAAAUGGAUUCUGGAAGAUCAGGACGUGGCAUUCAAACGCAUCCCCGCUCACCUCGGGAUGCACUGGGUUGUCGAUGCAGCUCUGGCAGCCCGGGAAAAGCUCCAAAAAGCAGUCGGCAAAUUUGACCUCAGCCAGAUCCGGCAUGUCACACUUCGGGUGCCUCCAUCCAAGUACGUUAACUGCCCGUUACCUGCCACAGAGCACCAAGCCAGGCACUCGUUCCAGUUCAACGCCUGCACCGCACUGCUGGAUAACGAAGUGACCGUGGCGUCUUUCGGCGACGCUCAUAUCGGCCGGUCCGCUCUCAAGGAGCUCUUGGGCAAAGUCAGCUUGGAGACGCCGGAAGAUAACCUGCCCAGUUUUGACAAGAUGUACUGCGAGGUCGAGAUAGCGAUGCACCAGGGGCCGAGCUACAAAGCCAGAUGUGACACUUUCUACGGCCACUGGAGGAAGCCGCUGACUCUGAAGCACCUGGUGGAGAAGUUCAGUGUGAAUGCUUCGUCUGUGCUGUGCACAGAGGGAGUGGAGGGGGUCAUUGAUGUUAUAGGAAACAUUGAAAGGGUGGCAGAGUGCUCAAUAUUGGGUUCAUAUCUGACAAUGACAAGUAAUCAAGAGCGCCUUGACAGAAUGAGGAUUUUGUAAUUAAACACUCAUAUCUUUAUAUGAAGCUUUGUAAUCUUUUCAAGAAAGUAAGAAUUAAAUAAUAACCGUGUAAAUAUGUUAUACAUACUUUUUUCUCUUCUGUGGUCAAAAAUAAAGUGAACCUUUUUCCUUGUA
This is a messenger RNA of Oreochromis aureus, 1575 nucleotides long. It is a transcript of the gene acod1, whose product is annotated as aconitate decarboxylase 1. Gene Ontology annotation, molecular function: lyase activity. The transcript has 5 exons. The record is from RefSeq and is a predicted model, not a curated record. Bases 19 to 1440 code for a protein of 473 amino acids. NCBI's taxonomy places the organism in Eukaryota, Metazoa, Chordata, Actinopteri, Cichliformes, Cichlidae.